CUUUAAGAGGAAGUAGUGCCGGCUGCCGGUGGCGGCGCGCGGAGAGGGGUUUUGUGGGACGGGGCCGAGCUCCGCGGGUGUUGGAGUGCUGAGGCCGCACGAGGGGGAGCCGCUUCCGCGCCGCCGCGGCGGAGCUGCCACCGGCCAGAUCAGGACCAGAUGAGCAGAGGGAGGUUUCUGUGAAGAUCAGAGUUACCCCAGCCCUGCCCUGGGAAGUGGCCCAGCAGCGCCGUGUCUCCGGCUGUCAUCGUUACAGACGUGGAAAAGACAAAAGGAGAGGAGAAAAAUGUCCCAUGCUUUAAAGCAAGUGUUCAAUAAAGACAAAACGUUCCGGCCCAAGCGCAAGUUUGAACCAGGGACUCAGCGGUUUGAGCUGCACAAGAAGGCUCAAGCCUCGCUCAAUGCUGGCCUGGACUUGAAAGUUGCCGUCCAGCUGCCGCCGGGAGAGGAGCAGAACGAUUGGGUGGCUGUGCACGUGGUGGACUUCUUCAACCGCAUCAACCUGAUCUACGGCACCAUCAGUGACUAUUGCACAGAGCAGUCCUGCCCUGUCAUGUCAGGGGGACCCAAGUACGAGUACCGAUGGCAGGACGAGCACAAGUACCGGAAACCCACGGCCCUGUCGGCUCCCCAGUACAUGAACCUCCUGAUGGACUGGAUUGAGGUACAGAUCAACAAUGAGGACAUCUUUCCCACUAAUGUUGGUACUCCCUUCCCCAAGAACUUCCUCCCGGUGGUGAAGAAAAUUCUCUCCAGGCUCUUCCGGGUCUUUGUCCAUGUCUACAUCCACCAUUUCGACAGGAUCACCCAGAUGGGGUCGGAAGCCCACGUGAACACCUGCUACAAGCACUUUUACUACUUUGUUAAAGAAUUCAAUCUCAUAGACACCAAGGAGCUGGAACCACUGAAGGAAAUGACCUCCCGGAUGUGCCACUGAGGUCAGACCUUCCUGCUCCCACCUUGGCCUCUCUUCCGAGGACUCCUAGUCCCACUCCUGCAUUGGAGACGUGAUUCAAGGGGAGAACAGAGACAUUUGGUUAAAGAAAUCUAUAUAUUUUUAAUGAGUUUCAAUGUAAAACUGUGAUAUUGCGGGAAUAUUUUUUUAAAGAUGCUCUAGAUAAACUAGUUUUUUACAGUAAUUUCUAUAAAAAAAAAGGAAAUAUUUUGGGCCGCUUGGUGGAAGUGUUUGCUUGUUGAGGAGGGAAGAGGCACCCUGUAUUGUCUCUUCCCCGUCCCCUCACUGCAGUGGCACCAAGCGAGCUUAGCCAGAUGCUUCAGAUAGAGCUGCGUCGUGUAGCUGGUGCUGCCACGGAAGCGGUACUUCCCUCUGGACACCCAUUCCCCACCCGUGAAGGGAGGUUACAUGGGGAUUGGGGAUGAUAUGCUGGUGUACGCAGAUCCCCUGGGGUGCUGUUUGGUUCCAGCACCUCUUCCACUGGCUGUGAGUCCAGUUUUUGGACAGAGCUGCUUUUGUGCUCACCCUCGCUUGGCAUCUGUCCCGAAGGCUUGGCCCUUCUUGCUUUUCCUUUGAAAGAAGGUGAACUUGGGGUUCUCUGAUGGCCAACCAGCUCUGCUCUGCUGUUGGAGCCUGUGCUGCUGCUGCCAUUGUGAAUCUGCCUCUUACAGCAGCUCUGAGCUGAGCUUCUCCCCGGCCGUAGCCCAGCCGUGGCUCCGGGUGCGAUGUCCCCACAGGCAGCGUUACGCCAAGCUGUGCGUCGUGGGGGUGAGCAGAGGGAAGGCGGUGAGAGAGGCAUGGGGAAGUCUUCUUCUCAACCACCUGCACUUCCCCAUCUCCUUGUGGUACGCUGACCCUGCCGAGAAGGAACUGGGCUGCUUGUCCUUCCAGCCUCGCUUACUGGCUGCAUGUGGACCACUUUCUGCUUCCCAUGAGGGUACGGAGCCUUCUCCUUCUUCCCGAGCAGCAUGGCCCUGCUCGGCUGCUCACAUCUCAUAACCAAGGUCUCUGGUGUGCAGCCAGAGACCGCCAGCCUUGUCUGCCGCUCACACAAGCGACUCAGCUGCAUGAUGAGAGCUUUGCAGUGCCCCCGAGGUAGGUAGAUGAGGUCUACCUAGGAUUUGGGGGGAGUGGGUGAGCAGGGUUUACAGUAAGUGAAAAGGUUUCUAUGAACAGUGACCAAACUGUACCACUAACCGCUUCUUCCUUACAAAGUUUUUCUGUGUCCUGGAAUCUCUGUACAUACGUGAGUCUCGUUUCUUGUACUAUUGGUAGGACACUCGUACAAAUACCACUAUCAUUCUCUGAAAUGGAACCAAUAAAUUAUGUUGUAUUUACAUAGCA
This is a messenger RNA of Chroicocephalus ridibundus (black-headed gull), 2299 nucleotides long. RefSeq names its product MOB kinase activator 3A (gene MOB3A). Bases 287 to 937 code for a protein of 216 amino acids. The transcript is spliced from 4 exons. The record is from RefSeq and is a predicted model, not a curated record. Lineage: Eukaryota; Metazoa; Chordata; Aves; Charadriiformes; Laridae. Gene Ontology annotation, cellular component: cytoplasm.